Messenger RNA from Homarus americanus (American lobster), 4290 nucleotides. RefSeq names its product multiple epidermal growth factor-like domains protein 6. The coding region runs from base 84 to 3749 and encodes 1221 amino acids. The record is from RefSeq and is a predicted model, not a curated record. The transcript has 5 exons. Lineage: Eukaryota; Metazoa; Arthropoda; Malacostraca; Decapoda; Nephropidae.
CAGCCUUCUCACCAGCCAGCAGCAGUGCACCACACGCCUCACCACCACAGGACAGGCACCUGCCUGAGUGGAGUUGUUUCACCAUGAGGGGGAUAGUGUGGUCUCCCCCCUGGUGCUUGGCCCUGGUUGCUGUCAUCUUCCUACCAGUGGCGGUGUCCUUGUUCGAUUCCGACCGUGAGCUCGACAUCGCAGUGCUGGAAGGUCUUGCUGAGGACUUCUUCUCACCCCACCUAGACUCUGUACAUCCUGCAGUCCUUCGCCGGCUCAAUGGUUCCUUAGAUCCUGUCAACCUCAAGAGAACUCCGUUUGGGGACUCACUCGAUGCCCUUCUUUUAGUGCUGAACGAGAAGACUUUCGCCAAGAGACAAGCUAGGUGUCCUGAUUGUACCCCUGGAGAAAACUGUCCGCCAGGGUGUCCAUCUCCAGGCCCCGUGUCCCCGUAUCUCCCAUGUCCUUAUUGUCCUAUGCCCCCUGUUUGCGGCCCUUGCUAUCCUGGUAUGCCCUGUCCACCUGGAUGUCCCCAGACACCGUGUCCCCCGUGCUAUCCAGGAGGUCCAUGCCCUCUGGGUUGUCGUGCGUCGCCAUGUCCAGCUUGCUAUCCUGGCUCUCCAUGCCCUGCAGGAUGUCCAGUAACUCCCUGCCCACCUUGUUAUCCUGGUUCGCCGUGCCCACGAGGAUGUCCAGCUACGCAAUGUCCUCCUUGUUAUCCGGGUUACACAUGUCCAAUUGGAUGUCCACAAACACCAUGCCCACCUUGUUAUCCUGGGAAACCUUGUCCUGUUGGGUGUCCAGUUUCAAGAUGUCCCGUGUGUUAUCCUGGCCUCCCAUGUCCAGAAGGAUGUCCAAUAAAUCCAUGUCCGCUUUGCUAUCCAGGAUCACAAUGCCCAGCAGGGUGUCCAGUGACCCCCUGUCCUAUUUGUUAUCCAGAUGAUCCAUGUCCUGUUGGAUGUCCAACUACUUGUCCUCCCUGCUAUCCGGGUACCACAUGUCCCAGAGGAUGUCCACCAACACCAUGUCCUCCUUGCCCACCAGGUGCUCUUUGCCCACCUGGGUGUCCGCAAGAUUCAUGUCCUCCCUGUUACCCUGGACAAAGUUGUCCUGCUGGAUGUCCGUUUACUCCAUGUCCUAUUUGCUACCCCGGGCAAAGAUGUCCUGAAGGCUGUCCACAGACACCAUGCCCCAAGUGCUAUCCUGGGCAGGAAUGUCCAAUAGGGUGUCGCACGACGCCGUGUCCACGCUGUUUCCCAGGUGAAUACUGUCCUCCCGGGUGUGUCCAAGAACAGUGUCCAACUUGUUAUCCCGGGGCGAGUUGCCCAGAUGGGUGUCCGACAACCCCAUGUCCAACUUGCUACCCAGGCGAACUAUGUCCCUCAGGAUGUCCAUUUACUCCGUGUCCUAAUUGCUACCCCGGGGAUAGAUGUCCUUCAGAAUGUCCCCGCACUCCAUGUCCCAUAUGUUAUCCAGGGACCCCAUGUCCUAAGGGAUGUCCACAGACACCAUGCCCUGCCUGCUAUCCAGGACAAGAAUGUCCUAUAGGAUGUCCUCAAAUGCCAUGUCCAAAUUGUUACCCAGGUGAUCGAUGUCCACCGAGUUGCCCAUCGACUCCGUGUCCAAGAUGUCGACCUGGUGAAUACUGCCCUCCAGGGUGUCCGCCAUUCCAAUGUCCUACGUGUUUUCCCGGUGAGCAAUGUCCACCAGAUUGUCCGAGAACUCCAUGUCCUUUAUGUUAUCCUGGCGACCGGUGUCCCCCUACGUGUCCACGUACACCAUGUCCUCCAUGCUAUCCAGAUGACGCUUGCCCUCCUAGAUGUCCGAGGACACCGUGUCCGACCUGUUAUCCUGGAGAAAUCUGUCCACGUGGAUGUCCAGAAACGCCAUGUCCACUUUGUUACAGAAGAGAUUCAUGCCCCCCAGGAUGUCCAUUAACGCUGUGUCCAGACUGCUUCCCAGGCCAUCGAUGUCCCGCUGGGUGUCCAGAAACACCAUGUCCAAAUUGUUACCCGGGAGAACCGUGUCCUCCUGGAUGUCCCCGAAAUGUGUGUCCAGAAUGUUUCCCUGGAGGUCCCUGCCCACCAGGAUGUCCAAGGACACCGUGUCCUCCCUGUUAUCCUGGGGAGAGUUGUCCAUCCCAGUGUCCACGACGACCAUGUCCAAAGUGUUACCCUGGAGAAAUUUGUCCUGUAGCAUGUCCACUAACGCCGUGUCCUGUUUGUUAUCCAGGCCAAAAAUGUCCUCCAACUUGCCCUAAAACACCAUGUCCGCUUUGCUAUCCAGGAAGCCCAUGUCCACCAGGAUGUUCAACCACACCAUGUCCAAAAUGUUAUAUUGGUGGUCAAUGUCCGCCAGGAUGUCCCAGAACACCAUGUCCGACAUGCUAUCCUGGACAAAGAUGUCCAACUGGGUGCCCAGUUAUGCCAUGUCCAGACUGCUAUAUGGGGGAUAACUGCCCACUGGGUUGUCCAGUUAAGCCGUGCCCAUUGUGCUAUCCUGGGUCAAGAUGUCCUAGUAAAUGUCCAGUAACCCCAUGUCCGAACUGUUAUCCUGGAAGUCGUUGUCCUCCUGGAUGCCCACAAACACCUUGUCCUGACUGCUAUCCAGGAUUCCAAUGUCCUGCUGGAUGUCCCCAGAAAUGGUGUCCUGACUGUUAUCCUGGACAGCCAUGUCCACCGUUGUGUCCACCGACACCUUGUCCCCGGUGUUACCCUGGACAGCCAUGUCCACAGGGGUGUCCACGAAGCCCGUGUCCAAUCUGCUAUCAAAAUGUGACGUGUCCACCUGGAUGUCCUGUCUCGCCGUGUCCUAGGUGCUACCCUGGCCAACCGUGUCCACCAUCCUGUCCCCCUACCCCUUGUCCUACGUGCUAUUUAGGGUCAAGAUGUCCACCUGGAUGUCCAAGGACGCCGUGUCCGCCAUGUGUCCCUGGCCAGCCAUGCCCCAAAGGAUGCUCCCGAGACCAGAACUGUCCUACCUGCCCAAGAGGACCACCAGGUAACCAAGGACCUCGCGGAGAUCGGUUCAUUGGUCAACGUGGCCCUCCUGGUGACCCCACACGUGGUCCCAGGGGCCCAUCAGGACCACCAGGGCCCCCAGGUUAUGGCCAGUGUUUGAAGUGCAAAAAGUGCUGUCCUUCUCGAGACUCCUUGACGAAAGUUCUCAACUUCAUGGGCAACGAAACCUGCUGUAGGAAGCCCCCACCAAGAAGACCCUGUAGAUAUGAUCCAAUACAAUUAGAGAAUCGUCUUGAAUCUCUCUUGAAUAGAUUGCAGCUAACUAAAGAACUUCAAACGAAAGUUCAAUCUUACAGUGCUGCUAUAAAAGAACUCAAUGCCAAGUUUAGAGGGGUAGAUUUUGGUGGACCUCCUGGCCCCAAUGGAGCAAAGGGACGAUCAGGGGUUCAGGGAGAGACCGGCAAUAAAGGCACAAUUGGGGAGUGUAAGAAAUCCAGCCAACAAAACCCCCCCAGUGGACCAGUAGGACCCCCGGGGAGCAAGGGCAUCAGGGGACUACCCGGAAGUCAAGGGUCUUGUGAUUGCCGGGGAGACAGGGGUGAGAAGGGCACCCCAGGAGAGAGUAGACGAGGUGACCCAGGUCCCAGCGGCUAUAAAGGGCAAAAGGGAAGCCGAGGAGAGAGCACGAAGGAGAAAGACGCUCCCUUCACCACCGCGCCCCCUUCCACCACUGCGCCCCCUUCCUACUCACCCUUCUCCGUUCGUAAAAGACAGUUACGUGCUCUUUCGUCUUCACCAUAACCUCCUUGGCCUCCAGCGUAACCUCUUCUUGGCCUCUCUAAUGGUUGAUCUAUUGUGUGACCUCUGUGUAUGUGCUCUUCUAUCCUGGUCCCUUUAACCUUAACUAUUACACUACCUUUAUCCUCCAUCAUGACCAUCAGCUCUUGUUAACCACGUAUGAGAAUGGCAUUAAUACGGUCAUUUUUCAAGUUGAUUUAAACAAGUCUUAACACACAAAGUUCACCAGAGAGAGAUACUUUAUUCUAAUUUACCUUAUUUCCUUCAUUCUAUCUUAUGUCUCAUUUAUCUUAUUCUUCGUUAUUCUUGUUCUCUUUAUUACCUCUCUUCAUCGUUAUUACCUGGACUUUAAAAUAGAACGAAUAUUGACAAGUUUAAAUUGAUGUUUAUUUUGUAAUUUUUAAAUAUAAUUGUUGUUAGUAUGUACAGUGUUGUGGGUUUGGGCUUACGCAGUGGCAUUUUUUUAAAUAAAUAUAUAUAUAUAUAUAUUAAGGGAUAUACCGUAUAUUGAUGUUUAAAUAUAAAUAAUAAUUUUUUCUCUAUA